Phytomonas sp. Hart1 is the source of this 1189-nucleotide messenger RNA. Lineage: Eukaryota; Euglenozoa; Kinetoplastea; Trypanosomatida; Trypanosomatidae. The record is from the annotation of a GenBank genome assembly.
AAUUUACAAAGGGGUUAUCUCAAUUAAGGUGUACAAAGAACAAUAGUUUGAGUGAAAGAUAGGCAUAAAGGCGAUAAUAGUGAUAUAAUUUUCCUUAUCUAAAAGUAAAAAUAUUUACCUCCCUAAAAUAAGUAAGAUACUUUUGAUAUGAAUGAAUCUGAACAAGUUUCAGAAAUACGGCGUCUGCUUGAUUUUCAAACUAAAAGGGCCGAUCCUUUUCAAAUUUUGAAGCUUAAUAUUGAGACCUGCGAAGUUUCUGAUGUAAAUAAAGCCUAUCGUUUCAUCGCUUUACAACUUCAUCCAGACAAAUGCAAGGUCCCGUAUGCUUCUGAGGCCUUUCAUAUCGCAGAAAAGGCACACAAGUUAUUGAGCCAGGAAGUUGCUUUGAACCAUCUUAAGCGGGCUCACAUGAGACGAAAGGAGCAGCACUCCGAAACGACCUCGUUUUCUAUUCCAACUUUUGCUACUGAGCAAAAACAAAGCCCUGCUCCGUCGUCGUCAGCAUAUAAAUUUCAAUUUGGCAAGCUUUCAAAGCUUGCCAUUUCGGAGCUUUCCACGGAUGAACAAAAAACAGCUGAGAUUGAUCGUUUACUGCGAUGCAAACUGAACGAUUACUUUAUAAUAUUAGAUUUGGAUCCAGAGAAAUGUGAAGUCAGUGAUGUGGAUAAACGCUAUCGACGCAUGGCGCAAGCGCUACACCCUGACAAGUGUCAACUACCACGUGUUUCGGAUGCAUUUAACAUAUUUCAGAAAGCACACAAGGAGCUAAGCGAUGAUAAAAAGCUUAGGCGGUUUAAGAUGUCCUUCUUGCAGCAGCAAAAACGUGAAGCACUUCAACAGGAGGAGAUGCUUCAGCGAUCUGGUUGUCAUAGCCGAGAACAGCAGCAGCACUCGGGCUCUUCAAGUGGGCUAACCGCUGAGGAACGGCUUGAGCUGCGUAAGCAGGAGGCUCUGAGAGAGCAGCAAAUGGAAGCAAUGCGACUUGGUGAUGAGGCCGCCCGCAAAAGGAAGCGAAUGGAAGAAAAGGAAACUGAAAUGCGAGAGCUUGCCGUAGAGCUAGAGCGGCAGCGGAAGGAGUGGCGUGAUUUAAAGAUUAUUUAGGUCAUUUUAACUUUAUAGCGAGGAUACUUGUUUAGAUACCUUUGUAUUCUGAAGAUCUCACCAAUAUGUUGCAAUAAUAUUUCCUAUU